UGUUGUUGUGUGGUCGAGCAGAAUUGUCGGGCUGAACAGAGCAGUGACACCGUGUGUGUGUGUGUGUGCUGUCUGUUCGGUCCUGUGUUGUGUUUUCAUCUCUGCAGCUGCACAUGAACAUACACAGCAGGAAAGAACAUGAAUCAAGAAAAACUGGCAAAACUUCAAGCCCAAGUCCGGAUAGGAGGAAAGGGCUCUGCGCGUAGGAAGAAGAAGGUGGUCCACAGAACUGCAACAGCUGAUGACAAAAAGCUACAGAGUUCUUUAAAGAAGUUGGCUGUCAACAAUAUUGCUGGAAUUGAGGAGGUGAACAUGAUCAAGGAUGAUGGAACUGUGAUCCACUUCAACAACCCCAAAGUUCAGGCCUCCCUGUCUGCCAACACCUUCACCAUCACGGGCCACGCUGAGACCAAGCAGCUGACAGAGAUGCUUCCCGGGAUCCUCAGUCAGCUCGGAGCAGACAGCCUCAGCAGCCUGCGCAAACUGGCAGAACAGUUCCCUCGGCAAGCUAUCGACAGCAAGGCUCCAAAGGCAGAGGACAUUGAGGAAGAGGAUGAUGAUGUUCCAGAUCUGGUGGAAAAUUUUGAUGAAGCGUCAAAGAAUGAGGCAAACUGACAAACGUCACGUGCACAUGGACUCAACUGCAGUGAUACAACAAACCUUCUCCAGUCUUUUUAACUCAAGUAAACCAGACACAUCCCCCCCCCCAAGACAAACAGAGACUUUUCUAUUUUAUGAUGGCCCACAGAUAUCUGAGUCAGACUGGCUGUGCACUAAAAA
Molecule: messenger RNA, 780 nt
Organism: Monopterus albus (swamp eel)
Lineage: Eukaryota; Metazoa; Chordata; Actinopteri; Synbranchiformes; Synbranchidae
Gene: btf3l4
Product: basic transcription factor 3-like 4
Exons: 6
Coding region: 139-615 (158 amino acids)
Source: RefSeq, a predicted model, not a curated record